Molecule: messenger RNA, 1888 nt
Organism: Nerophis ophidion (straightnose pipefish)
Lineage: Eukaryota; Metazoa; Chordata; Actinopteri; Syngnathiformes; Syngnathidae
Product: equilibrative nucleobase transporter 1-like
Exons: 13
Coding region: 424-1875 (483 amino acids)
Biological process (GO): transmembrane transport
Molecular function (GO): transmembrane transporter activity
Source: RefSeq, a predicted model, not a curated record
UUAUUGUAUUCCCUUUUUAUUUACCAUUUACACGACGUGACAACUUCACAGCUUUUGCGGGUUUUGUAGAUGAGAUUUGCUGCGUUUUUAAAAACAGGCAGAUCUUGAGCGGAUAGAUCUGCACGUGUUGAGAGAGAUCGAGAUCGGUCCAUUCUUCAGGCUCCCAAAUGCUGUGACUUAGUCUUGGACGAUCACCGCAUUAACGCCGUCUGCUAUAAUCAGUCUGAUCUGAUACAGUGGUGUGGUGUCCCCAUGCAUGCUUUCACACUUUCUACAGCUGGCAUUCUUACCAACGUUUUGUUUGGAGGGUUUGCCCUAUAAAGAAAGGUUGUGCGAUACAGCAGCGCCGAGACCUGAGAGGAUCCGGCGAUAUUUGCAUCAACUGGUGUGUGUGUGUGAUAGAGAGGUACACCAACAGGGACAAUGUGGAAUUGUCCAAAAUGUCCGGGGGUGCGACGAGGCCUCUCCAUGUUCACGGGCAUGGUGGAGUGUUUGUGUUUUGCAGGGAUCCUCUUUGGCUGGGCCUCGCUUGAUUUUAUCUUGAAGAAGCAGGGCUUCUUCGGCUCCUUUUGUGUCAACGCCACGGGAAUAAACGGCUCGCAGGUCCUAGACUGCCGGGGACAGGAUGAGCAGUUCUCGCUGGUCUUCACCAUCGCGUCCUUCAUGAACUAUUUUGUCACCCUCCUCAACGGUUUCAUCUUCGAUCGCUUUGGGACAACGGUGGCUCGAGUUUACGCAAUAUGCCUUCACCUCAUGGGCACCUUGAUGGUUGCCUUCUCUACUCCAGCUCGAGCCGCUCUGCUUUUUCCGGCUCUUUCCUUCAUCGCUGUGGGUGGCAGUAUGUUGCUCCUCACCAACUUCCAGGUGGCAAAUCUGUUCCCCAACAAUCGGUCCACCGUCAUCACUCUUCUCAACGGGGCUUUCGGCUCUUCCGCAGUGGUCUUCCUCAUCGUUAAGUUGGUAUUUGAGGCUGGAAUAUCUCAUCGAGCCAGUUUCCUGUUCCUGUCAGCCUGCAGCAUCAUACACGUGCUGAGGACUGUCUUCCUGUUACCCAGACACAUCAUUCCAUACCCUCUUCCAGAUCACUACACAUUUGGGUUGACCUGUGGAAAAUCAAAGAAGUCAGAAGAGUCCGUGACUUUUGACCCUCAGACAACAGAUGAAGUGCAACAUGUAAACAAGGAACCAGCGACACCAGAAAAAACCUUCCGCGAGUGCGUUCUCUCCAGGUUCUUCCUUUUUUCUGUAAUUUGGUUGUCUGUGAUCCAACUGAGAAAUCUUCAGUUCAUUGGAACUCUCAACCCCACGCUGCAGAGGCUGACUAAUGGAGAUUCCUCACUCGUCAGCAAGUACACCAACGCCUUUGCGUUCACACAACUGUGUGCGGUGCUGUGUGGUCCCUGGAAUGGUCUUAUCCUGGACAGACACAAACGUAAACCCCGGGUGGAAGGGAUGAGUGACAAGGAAGCGGACUUGCGCUCCACGGUUCUGUCUCUCUUCCUGACGGCAUUGUUUUCCUUGGUUUUCUCCAUUUGUGCUACCAUCCCUGUACUACCUCUUCAGUACUUCACCUUCGUGAUGGCUGUGAUCAAUCGCGCCUUCCUGUAUGGCGGCCUGGCGGCUUUCGUCAGUGUGGCUUUCCCACCUUGUCACUUCGGCAAGUUGUACGGACUCGUACUGUGUCUGGGAGCAAUCUUCUCCUUACUGCAGUACGCCUGCUUUGCUUUGGUGGAGUCCGUCCUGGAAGGAGAUCCCUUAUAUGUGAACAUCGCUCUGACGCUGCUCAUCCUGUUCUCCUUCAUUCACCCCCUCUUUGUCUUUCUGCACUGUCGAAACCUUCAAUCCCAGCGAGUCAAAGAUCUUGAACAGCAAUAAAAGUUAACAUGUA